AUGGAAAAAGUAGAAGGAGGAAACACUGUCAUUGUUGGAUCAGAUGAAGAUGAAGAUGAAUGGGCAAGAAGGAUCAGAGAGAUGUAUGAAGAAAGUGCAGAAGAGAGAAAAGCCAGGGCUGUGAAGCUUCGUGAGAACUACAGGAAGGUUUACUCUUGGAAAGCAGAAUGUGAGAGGUUUAAAGGGCUGAUUGAGAAAGUAGUGGAAAAUGGUAUGUUCAAUUAUUUUAUCUUUGCUCAAGUUUUAGUGCAGGUGAUGUUUCUUUAACAUACUGUAUGUGGAAAUAUAGAAACCUUAUGUAAAAGACUAAAUGCAGGCACUAUGACAUGAAGAUAGCACAGCUAGAUUGCAUGAUAAAUUUAUUUAUAUAGAUGUUUUGGUAUGGAUAAACUAGCAGUAAAAGUUUCCCUUCACUCACUAUUAACUUUAAACCCCCUACCCCCAAGGUGAAAUGGAAGCAAAGGAACCCUCACCUAUGUUUUAUUUGGUGGGGGGAAGGUUCAGUUACAUGUGGGCCAGAUUUCAGGUAUUGGAAGAAGGAACACUGGUGUAGAAGCCCUCUAAUAAUGAGAACCUACAAGCAGACUAUCAUCCUAUAUGUUUAAAGUUUAAUGUUAUAUUGAUUGUUCAAGUGGAUUCGAAGUACAAUUUUAAUUUAGACACUUUGCUACACAUCAACAGAUCAAAAAUUAAAAAUCAAGGUUGACGUGGAACACAUGAAACUUGGAGAUCAUAAUGCUUACGGUACAGCUUCAGCUUCAGCUUCAGCUUCAGUGCUAGAGCCAGCAGGAUAUCAGAAGGCAUCCAUAGCUUUGGGUGCAAAGAGAAAAAGACAAUCUGAUAAAGAUUUAGAAGAUCUCCAACCACUCGAAUAG
Messenger RNA from Pocillopora meandrina, 875 nucleotides. The record is from the annotation of a GenBank genome assembly. Lineage: Eukaryota; Metazoa; Cnidaria; Anthozoa; Scleractinia; Pocilloporidae.